AUGGCUCCUAAGGUCCUCGUUGUUUUGACCUCCCAAGAUACAAUUCCAGCUAAUAACCACCCCACGGGCUGGUAUUUGCCUGAAUUUGCACACCCAUGGGAAGUACUCCACAGGAAGGUGGACCUCGUUAUUGCCUCCCCCAAUGGCGGUGCUGCCCCUCUGGAUCCAUCCUCGGUCAAAGCAUUUGAGAAUGACCCGGUCUCAUCCAAGUUUGUCAAGGAGCAGGAGUCCCUGUGGAAGAACACCGAGAAACUGUCCGACUUUCUUCCCCGUGUCGGGGAAUUUGAUGCGAUCUUCUAUGUUGGAGGUCACGGACCAAUGUUUGAUCUUGCUACAGAUCCAACGUCUAUUGCUCUAAUCCAAGCGUUUGCUGUGGCUAAGAAGCCGGUAUCUGCCGUCUGCCAUGGCCCCUGCGUGUUUGUCAACGUCACCUCUCCUUCAGGCACCCCAUUGCUUGCCUCCGCUGCGGUGACCGGAUUCUCAAAUGCGGAAGAAGACCAAGUGAACAUGAGUCCUCUCAUGCCAUUCAUGCUUGAAGAUGAACUGCAGCGCGCCUCAGGUGGUCACUAUGUCAAGGCAACCGAUCCAUGGGCCGAGAAGGUAGUAGUUUCCCAAAUUGCUGAACUAGGAGGAACAGUGAUCACCGGCCAAAACCCGGCCAGUGCAACGGGGGUUGGAAAAGCAUUGCUGGCAGCAUUGGGA
Messenger RNA from Aspergillus ochraceoroseus IBT 24754, 702 nucleotides. RefSeq names its product type 1 glutamine amidotransferase domain-containing protein. The annotation marks the transcript as partial. NCBI's taxonomy places the organism in Eukaryota, Fungi, Ascomycota, Eurotiomycetes, Eurotiales, Aspergillaceae. The transcript has 3 exons. Gene Ontology annotation, molecular function: glyoxalase III activity. The record is from RefSeq and is a predicted model, not a curated record.